AUGGACAAGACGCUCAACGUGCUGACUCCGUAUUGCGACUUUGUGGCGCGAAUCAAGAACAACGGCCCCUCCCCAGUGCUACAAGCCAUCGAUUCCAUCGAUCACAGCGGCAUUUGGGAAGGCCUACGCGCGCGCAUGGAUACGACACAGUCCAUGCGUACCUCCGUGGACUUCCCGCAGUCUUUGCGGCCUCUCAGCCUCACAAGCGUGUCCUCCGAGAGCCUGGAGCUUUUCCGCUUGGAUCGAAGCGAGAAGCUCAAAGUGCUGUUUUCCUGGCCGAGGUCGGCAGCUACCAGUGCUUCGACAGCCCCUGCCGAAUUGCGCUGCUCACCGCUGCGGCCUCUGCAUCUGCCGGCAGCGCCGGCACCAGACAAAGCCAAGGGCCCAGAGGAUGAUGUCGCGACACGGAACGCCUUGGGCAUAGAUCUGCAAGCUCAGGAAUGUUGCUGGAUCUAUCCUUUGAGAUUGCGGGAUGCAACCCCAGCAGAGUUUGGGCGCCUGAAGCAGGAGCAGAAUCCGUUGGCCUUUGUGCUGGAAAAUGGAGGAUUCUGCUACCUAAACGAGGAGUCCAAAAUUGUUGCGCUGACCGCCAUUGUCCCCGUCGGGCGGGCCAAGAUGCAGUUUCAAAGACGGGAGUUCAAAGGAGAAGCUUCCACGUUCGAGCCCGACGACAUCAGUUACUGGCACGAGGUCACCUUGAAGUUUCUGAAGAAACGCGGAGCUCAUGAGUUUGCCUACCUGGCCCCGCGCGAAGUCUCCGCGCGUAGCGGAGUCGAGGUGGGUGGCCCGUAUGGAUCCUUCGCCUACAAGUUCAUUCAGAAAGACAAGCAGGAGGUGGUCGUCUUCGACUUCAUUGGGGCCGGCACCCUCUGA
This is a messenger RNA of Symbiodinium natans, 873 nucleotides long. Lineage: Eukaryota; Dinophyceae; Suessiales; Symbiodiniaceae. The record is from the annotation of a GenBank genome assembly.